Molecule: messenger RNA, 2070 nt
Organism: Magnolia sinica
Lineage: Eukaryota; Viridiplantae; Streptophyta; Magnoliopsida; Magnoliales; Magnoliaceae
Exons: 7
Coding region: 205-1635 (476 amino acids)
Biological process (GO): SRP-dependent cotranslational protein targeting to membrane, translocation; post-translational protein targeting to membrane, translocation
Cellular component (GO): membrane; Sec61 translocon complex
Molecular function (GO): signal sequence receptor activity; transmembrane protein transporter activity; ribosome binding
Source: RefSeq, a predicted model, not a curated record
GGAGUAGCUCCGCACUCGUGCGAGCUCAGAAAGCUGUUGGAUUGAGAUUAAAAACGAAACCCUAGUCUUUCUCUUUCCCUUCCUCUGCUUCGUAGGUACCGUGUCCAGCUCUCUCCCUCUAUUUCUCCGCCGGCUGAGAAAUCGUCUGACACAAGAUCAAAGAAAGGUAUAGAUUUUAGAUUGCUUUAGCUUCAACGAGCAAGAAUGCCAGGAGGAUUCCGAGUAUUGCAUCUCGUCAGACCAUUUCUUUCGAUAUUGCCGGAGGUUCAGAGUGCCGACAGGAAGGUUCCAUUCAGGGAGAAGGUUAUCUACACCGUGAUUUCUCUUUUCAUCUUUCUGGUUUGCAGCCAGCUCCCUCUCUAUGGCAUACACUCGACAACUGGAGCUGAUCCAUUCUAUUGGAUGCGAGUCAUUCUUGCAUCAAAUCGUGGGACUGUCAUGGAACUGGGGAUCACGCCUAUUGUUACAUCAGGACUGGUGAUGCAACUCUUGGCAGGGUCAAAGAUCAUUGAAGUAGACAACAGCGUGCGCGAGGACCGAGCCCUCCUAAAUGGUGCACAGAAGUUACUGGGUAUCCUGAUUGCUAUUGGUGAGGCGGUUGCAUAUGUUCUAUCUGGGAUGUAUGGCAGUGUUAGCCAACUUGGAGCUGGGAAUGCUAUUCUCAUAAUUCUUCAGCUUUGUUUUGCUGGUAUCAUUGUUAUAUGCUUAGAUGAACUUCUCCAGAAAGGAUAUGGUCUUGGAUCGGGUAUUUCUCUAUUCAUUGCCACCAAUAUCUGUGAAACUAUCAUAUGGAAAGCAUUCAGCCCCACGACUAUCAAUAGUGGGCGAGGAGCUGAAUUUGAAGGUGCUGUUAUUGCCUUGUUCCAUCUACUGAUAACUCGAACAGACAAGGUCCGUGCUCUUCGUGAGGCUUUCUACCGACAGAACCUUCCGAACGUGACAAAUUUGCUUGCCACAGUUUUUGUUUUCCUCAUUGUGAAUUACUUCCAAGGAUUCCGUGUUGUUUUGCCUGUGAGGUCAAAAAAUGCACGUGGACAGCAAGGCUCCUACCCAAUUAAGUUAUUCUACACUUCAAACAUGCCCAUCAUUCUUCAGUCUGCGCUUGUUUCCAAUCUUUACUUUAUUUCCCAGUUGCUGUACCGGAGGUACAGUGGAAAUUUCCUUGUAAAUUUGCUGGGCAAGUGGAAGGAGUCUGAAUAUUCAGGUGGCCAGUUCAUACCAGUUGGUGGUCUUGCAUACUAUAUCACAGCCCCAUCAAGCUUGGCAGAUAUGGCAGCCAAUCCAUUCCAUGCAUUGUUCUAUCUUAUUUUUAUGCUGUCAGCCUGUGCACUGUUCUCAAAAACUUGGAUAGAAGUGUCUGGCUCUUCAGCCAGAGAUGUGGCUAAACAACUCAAGGAGCAACAAAUGGUGAUGCCUGGUCACCGUGAGUCGAACUUACAUAAAGAACUGAACCGCUACAUACCUACUGCGGCAGCCUUUGGUGGCAUGUGCAUUGGUGCAUUGACUGUGCUGGCGGAUUUCAUGGGGGCGAUUGGUUCGGGCACAGGGAUCCUGCUUGCCGUGACCAUCAUAUAUCAGUAUUUUGAAACGUUUGAGAAGGAGAGAGCCAGCGAGCUCGGCUUCUUUGGCCUCUGAGCUCAAGCACCUUUCAUGCUCUUCCAGACACUCAGUGGUGCUGGUGCCAUCAAGCUCAGUUGAGAUGUGUAAGUAUAAAUUCAACCUAUUUGACCUUCACAUGUAUUAGAGAUGGAGAUAGUACUUUGGUGCAGUGACUGCUGCUGCUCCUUUCACCGGGAAAUGCUGGGAAAUGGUGCCAAUGUCUGAACAGAUGCUGGCUAUGUUUCUCAGGAAAAAUGGACACGACCUUAGGCUGUCCUAUCAAGGAGUUGUUAUACCUUCAACUAAAACCCUAGCGAUUAGUCAUCAGAAAAGGCUCUGAGAAGGCCGAGAAACCAAAAACCAUUUGUUUUUUUUUUCAUUCCCCUCUCUGACUGCCUUUCUUAUAGUGCUACGGAACCUAGUUGUGUUUUAGUGGUUUUGGGGGCCUGUUAUAACUUGUUUUAGCUUGCA